AUGAAAUCUGCCCUCCUCGCCUACGGCCUCCUGGCCUCAGCCAGCACGGUCACAGCCCACAUCCAAAUGUCCAACCCCUACCCGAUCCGCAGUCCUCUCGACCCCAACGGCGACGAAUCCAAGAAAGACUACUCAUACACAAACCCCCUCGACUCCGACGGCAGCGACUACCCCUGCAAAGGCUACGCCAACGACCCCUUCCGCUCCGUAGCGAGCUACAGCCCUGGAGGCACCUACGAGCUGGACCUGCAAGGCAGCGCGACCCACGACGGCGGCUCAUGCCAGAUCUCGCUGUCGUACGACACAGGGAAAUCCUUCCAGGUGAUUCACUCCAUGUUGGGCGGGUGUCCGCUGACGGAAUCGUACAAGUUCACGAUUCCUUCGGAUGCACCGACGGGCGAUGCGCUGCUCACUUGGACGUGGUUCAAUAAGGUCGGAAAUCGGGAGAUGUAUAUGAACUGCGCGCAGGUUACGAUUGGAGAUGGUAGUAAGAAGAGGGAUCUGGAGGAGAUGCGGAAGCGAGAUGCGUUUAGUUCGCUGCCGCCCAUCUUCAUUGCUAAUGUUAAUGGGCCUGGGCAGUGCACCACUAUCGAGAACUAUGAUGUGAACUUCCCCCUGCCGGGACCGUCCGUGGAGGGGAGUAUCAAUGGUACUGAUGCUGGGUUUACUUGCACCGGGGAUGCGCCUUUCUUGCAUGCCAGUGGUAGUGGCUCGAGCUCGAGCUCGAGCUCUGGCUCUGGCGCCAGCUCUGUCAAGGCUGCCCCUGUGUCUACUUCCAAGCCGACUGUGUCUCGGCCAACUGUGUCAACCUCCAAGGUUGCUGCUCAUGUUGCCAGCACACCCGCAGCGUCAUCAUCUGCUAAGGUGGUUGCUUCGUCGUUCGGAACUGAGGCAGCGCGUGUCGCGACCGUUGCUACGGCUGCUGCGCACUCUAAUAAUGAUGCUAGUGUUGCUGGUGCUGCUGCUGAUGAUGAGAGUGCCCGGUACGUGCCUGGCAAGCCCUGCGUCGAUGGAGCCAUUAUCUGCGGUCCUGGUGGUACUAGCUGGUCGAUGUGCAGCAAUGGACGUCCUGUCCAUAUGGGAUCUGUUGCGGCCGGGAUGUACUGCUCUCAUGGAGCGAUGCAACGGUUGCGCUAA
Messenger RNA from Aspergillus welwitschiae, 1137 nucleotides. RefSeq lists its product as uncharacterized. The record is from RefSeq and is a predicted model, not a curated record. The transcript has a single exon. The coding region runs from base 1 to 1137 and encodes 378 amino acids. NCBI's taxonomy places the organism in Eukaryota, Fungi, Ascomycota, Eurotiomycetes, Eurotiales, Aspergillaceae.